This is a messenger RNA of Agelaius phoeniceus (red-winged blackbird), 5560 nucleotides long. The record is from RefSeq and is a predicted model, not a curated record. Lineage: Eukaryota; Metazoa; Chordata; Aves; Passeriformes; Icteridae.
AUGAAGGUGAUGAAAGACCUUGAGGGCAAGAUGUGGAGGAAGCGACUGAAGUCCCUUGGCUUGCUCAGCCUAAAGAAGAGAAGUUAUUAUUUUACAGGUGUCAGGCAACAGCAUGUCAAUGAUGCUCCUUCUGCAGGAUCUUUUCCUAACUGGAGAUCUAUACUAUCACCAACACGGCCUUCCACAGAAACCAAGACUCCCUCAGUAGCUGAUCUUUCCCUGGGACAGACUUUGGAGAAUGCAGACUUGCUUCAGAUGAUCAGAACAACGCUGACUGGCGCCCGUGCCAGGACUUUGGAUCAGAUGCACCUGUCACCCUCCCUGUACCAGGGCAGUGGGAGCAGUGCACCCCAGGAACCCGCUGAGGUCUCAGCCGAGUCGCCUCUGAGGCCGUCGUCUCACGAUGCAGAUGACACAGCUGCUCUAACAGGUUUGCCUCAGCUUGUGUUAUCUGGAGUAUCUUCUGGUGCAAUACCUACAGUAGAAACUUCAGAAGCAAAACCACUAACAAGAAAAUCAUCUCCAGCUUCACCAGUGCCAGCUUCUUCCUUCUUUUCUCUAGGCACUGAAAACACCCCUCUGCCAUCCGUGAUGGCUUUAAGCACACCGAUCCUGACACUAACAAAAAAUAACACUGCCACAAAACUGGCACCGGAUCUGAGCUCAGUAGGAACACAGGCAGAUUUUCCUUUUGCAACAAGAAACGUGACUGCCUCACCUCUGGACACGCCAGCUCUGCUCAUAACCCCCAAGAGCAGCACAGCCACAGCUUCCACACUCGCACCCACAGCCCACGUACCAAGGCAGAUAGAAACAACAGUAACUGACACCCAGAAGUUCCCGAGCUCAGACAUCACCAAAAGGCCAACCCCAUCCCCACUGACAAUGACGGCAGCUUUGACAUCUAUUACAGCAUCAGCGAAAACAACUAGGCUCCCCCCUCCUGCCGUGGAACUCAGCCCUGCUCCUCCCGGCACCACGGCAGCCGCCGCUUUCGCUAACAUGACGGCAGCUCCCUCCCUGGAUUGCCGGCUCUCUGCCAACAUGAUGGUGAAAACAGUUCUGUUUCUGAACACAAGGAGGAUGAUGAUCAGCAAUGCCUUCAGGGACAGUGUGAGAAAAGGCCUCAACCAAGUGCUGAGACAAGCUUUCAACCAGAAUGUCAGUGCUCAGGUUGAAAUCCUGGAGCAGUCGAGUAACCUGACCGUGGGUUACUACGUCACGCGGGGCAGGCUGGUUUUCACGCCGGCUGCCGUCGCCGAGAAGCUGCUGGCCUACGGCCUGGGCAACGCCACAGCUGACAUGAAGCAGCACGUGCCACACCUGCAGGCCCUGGUGGCCCUGGCCCUGCCCUGGCAGCCCCUGCCUGCCUACCACUUCCAGCUGAAGACAGAGCUGCAGUUUGUGGGUCAAACAGACAACAUUCAGUCAUGCAAAUUUGUUCAGACCAUGGAACAGCGGCUCCAGAGAGCAUUCCAGGAUGCUGAAAGAAAGGUCCUAAACACCAGCAACAACUUAACUGUUCAGAUUUUGAACACCUCCAAUGUCUCCCAAGCUGUCACUCUGUUUUAUGUAGUGAAAAAUCAAAGCACAACUCUAAAUGGCACUAUUUCCAGCAACCUUCUUAAUCAGCUGUCAGCUGAGCUGGUGGGUUUCUACCUCACCUACCCACCUCUCACCAUUGCUGAAUCUUUGGAGUAUCCAAACCUUGAUGUCUCGGAAUCAACUAGAGACUACUGGGUGAUAACAGUGAUCCAAGGGGUGGAUAUUGCUUUGCUGGGGCUGAACAACCAGAGCUUUGCCAGGCUGAUGGAGCAGCGCUUGGCCCCGCUGUUCAUGAUGUCCCACCAGCAGGGAAGGCGCUUCAGACGUGCCACCACCGUGGGCAGCUACACUGUGCAGAUGGUCAAAAUUCAACGUAUUCCAGGACCCAAGGAGCCAGCUGAACUGACAUAUUACACUUUAUACAAUGGGAAGCCUUUGCUGGGCACUGCAGCUGCCAAAAUUCUCAGUACAGUUGACUCGCAGAGGAUGGCCUUGACCCUGGGCUAUGUCAUCCAAGUUCAAGCUGAUCCUGUGGUGAAGAACCCCCCAAACAACCUGUGGAUCAUUGCAGCCGUGCUGGCUCCCAUCGCGGUGGUCACCGUCAUCAUCAUCAUCAUCACCGCGGUGCUGUGCAGGAAGAACAAGAACGACUUCAAGCCAGACACCAUGAUGAACUUGCCUCAGAGAGCCAAGCCAGUACAAGGCUUUGACUAUGCCAAGCAACACUUGGGCCAGCAGGGAGCAGAGGACGAGGUUUUACCUGUGACUCAGGAGACUGUCAUCCUUCCACUUCCAGUCAGAGAUGCUCCUGCCUCCCAGGAGAGGGAGACGACUCAGGAUGGGAGCACCAUCAAAACUGCCAAAUCCAAUGAAACAAGGAAAAGCCGCUCCCCGAGCCAGAACGGCUCCAUCCUCAGCAAUGGGUCGGGAAAGCCCAGCUCCGGCCGGAGCUCCCUGCAGAAAGUGAUGGCACCGCAGAAAGCGGCAAAAGACGAGGGGAGGAAAAGGAACGGUUUUACAUCUUCAAAGAAAAUUGUGGCCGUGAGUGAUGAAGAGGAAGGAGGGAUUCUCUUUGAUAAUGUUGCCAAAUCUGCCGUGGACCCCUUUGACACCUCCUCGGGCUCGGUGCAGCUCAUCGCCAUCAAACCCGUGGCCCUCCCUGCUGUCCAUGCUGCUUCAGAGAGGAGCCAGGAGUCUGCCAUCACCAAUGGGGAGGUGAACAAGGCUUUGAAGCAGAAGUCUGAUAUAGAGCACUACCGCAACAAGCUGCGCCUGAAAGCCAAGAGGAAAGGGUACUAUGAUUUCCCACAGGUUGAUAAUAGCAAGGCGCUGACAGACAGAAAAAGGAUGUAUGAGAAAAACCAGAAAGAACUUGACCACAUUUUAGAUCCAGAUGCAGAUGUCUCGUCUCCAUUUGCUGAGCCUAAGAACAGGCAGCCCCUGAAGAACUCAGUGUACAGAAGCAGGCAGUCCCUGAACAGUCCCAGCCCAGGGGAAACGGAGAUGGACCUGCUGGUGACUCGAGAAAGGCCGAGGCGUGGCAUCCGGAACAGUGGAUAUGAUACCGAGCCUGAAAUUAUAGAAGAAACCAACAUUGACCGCGUCAACGAGCCGCGGAAUUACGGCAGGGCCCGUCAGGCCAAGGGCCACUCGGAGACGUCGACACUGAGCUCGCAGCCGUCCAUCGACGAGGUGCGGCAGCAGAUGCACAUGCUGCUGGAGGAGGCCUUCAGCCUGGCCUCUGCUGGCCACGGGGGCCAGCCCCGGCAGGACGCCUAUGGCUCGGCCCCACACCUGCCCUACUCCGAGGUGGUGACCAGUGCCCCCGGCACCAUGAGCCGGCCACGGGCGGGCGUGCAGUGGGUGCCCACCUACAGGCCGGAAAUGUACCAGUACAGCUUGCCAAGGCCCGCUUAUAGAUUUUCUCAGCUUCCUGAGAUGGUAAUGGGUUCUCCUCCCCCUCCUGUCCCUCCCAGAACAGGUCCUGUGGCUGUUGCCUCUCUCAGGAGGUCUACAUCAGAUAUUGGCAGCAAAGUGAGAAUCCCUGAGUCCAGUGGAGCAGAUCAAGCCCAGCACCAUGAUCAGACACCUUUUGCACCGGGUUCGAGAGCUCCCAUGUCUGUCGGUCCACUCGAUCAAUCUGCUUUUCACUCAGGAAAUACGGUACCAGCAGUGUUUGCCAUUCCAGCAAACCGACCUGGCUUCACCGGCUACUUCAUCCCAACUCCUCCCACUGCCUACAGGAACCAAGCCUGGAUGCCCUAUGCUGGAGAGAAUGAGUUGCCAGGGCAGUGGGCAGACUCUGUGCCUCUGCCUGGCUAUAUCGAGGCUUACCCGAGGCCCCGUUACCAGCACAACUCCCCCUCCAGGCUCCCCAGGCAGUACAGCCAGCAGGGCAGCCUGCACCCCAGCCUGGAGCAGGCCCCGCUGGCCUCCGCCGCCGCCUCCCAGCACAGCCUGGCUGACAACGACCCCUCCGACGCGCCGCUCACCAACAUCUCCACGGCCGCCCUUGUCAAGGCAAUAAGGGAAGAAGUGGCCAAGCUGGCCAAGAAGCAGACAGAUAUGUUUGAGUUCCAGGUCUAAUGUAUCUUCUGUGCACAGUGUUUGUGUCUUGUGACCUGGGGAAGCCAAGAAAGCAGCUCCUUUAGUUUUUGGCUACAAACUUUCUGCAAAUUGUGCCAAAGCGAUGGCGUUUUAAUCUGUCUGAAAAGUCAGCACUAUGAAAUGACUUAGAGCAGAGCAAUAGGGCUCUGAAGACAUGAAAUUCCGCUUUCCAGCUAAGGAAAAGCUGCCAGGAAAGUCUUUCAUACUGAUGAGAUCAACCAUAUGCAAUUGUUUGUCACUUUGCUCUCGUAUUAUGACCCAUCCUCACUAAAGAUGCUGCUGAACAUGUCUGUGCCACAAGAAGUUUCAUUUACACGCCCAGAGGCAGAGCUGCUGAAAAUAACUUCUGCAUGCCACAACUUUGAUUAGAGAAGAAAAAACCUGCAGAACAGGGUUUGCUGAAGGCCACGGCUGGCGUGGCAGUGGCCGUGCUAAUUGUUUGCUGUGGGACAUUGCAUAAGGGGUGCUGAUUUCAGCAAUGCAGAGUCAUUUCAGCCUUUUCAUCCCAGACACUGUAUUCAAACCAAAAGAAUUCAACACAAUUAAGUAAUACAAAUAAAAGUCCUGUAAAUAGCUCAGAGUCUCUUCAUCCUAUUAACAGUGCAAAGAAGUGAAAGAAGAGAGGACUGUGGAGAAGGUGAAUGACAUUUCCAUGAUUGGUGGCUACCUUGUCAUUCAGUGUCACUGAUGAAUUAUGGAGGAGAUGGUUUUUUUCAGCGUGAAAGAAUACAAUGCAUGAAGAGCCAGCAAAGGAUAUUGGUGCUAAAAGCUUCCCAGAGAAAUGAAAAAAGGUUUUUCCUCUUUGCUCUUUAAUCGGGCUUUUCACUCUGAAUGCAUGUGAAGCUGGUAAACCUGAGACCUUUAAAUCCUUCUAACCUGGAAAAAUGAAUACACCUGCUUGGACAAGGAAACCUCUGUUCAACACAGUGCUUUUUUCCCUCUUUCUUUAACAAUGCUAUCUACUAUAGUGAUGCCAGAAAGUGCUACCUGAAGCUGCAGUUGAUUUUGAUUGCGCUGGCACGGUGAAUGCGCACCCAGGAAGUUCUGAAUGUAGAGGACCUAAUUACUAUAUUAAUAUGUAAAUAAGUUAACAGCUACAUGGAUUAACAAAAAUAUGAAUGUUCUGUGAAACAGAGAGCAUUGCCAGAAAUGAUGUUGACUUAAUAUUGUGCAAGAUAAGGGUCACUGAUUGUUACACUGCGUUGUGGUAGGAAUCCGAUCCCAAAAGAAAAUCAAACCACUUGGGAUGGGACAGUAGUUAAUAUUUUGCAGUUGUACAAACUAGUUGGAGAUCAUGAGCAGUUGUUUUCAGUUCCUUCAGCAAUUACCUUCAGGAACUGAAGUUGUUGCAAAAUUUGUUGUGUUGGGCGUGUUUGAUGUCAACUGGAGUUAAAGGUAAUGUCCUUCA